Messenger RNA from Gaeumannomyces tritici R3-111a-1, 3407 nucleotides. RefSeq lists its product as hypothetical. The transcript has a single exon. The record is from RefSeq and is a predicted model, not a curated record. NCBI's taxonomy places the organism in Eukaryota, Fungi, Ascomycota, Sordariomycetes, Magnaporthales, Magnaporthaceae. Bases 618 to 2588 code for a protein of 656 amino acids.
CCACCCUAUCUGACGGCUGGCUCCUGCCCAUCCGCCUUGACUCCCUCCUUCCUGAUCAGCAUUUUGUUUCCCCCUCCUUUUCCUCUCAUCCUCUUUCUGCCUUUGUCUCCUCUCCCCGUUUCUCACCUGCACAAAGACGCUGCAGCCGACCAGACCAGACGGCACGCGAGCGCUGCUUCUGCAUCGUGGGCCGCCGAGACCCAUCGGAAUUCCCAUCCAUGCCAUCCCACCUCUGACGGCUUGAGACCCCCACAAAGACACGACACAGCUGCAUGCCUACCCGACUCGGUGCUGGCGCAUGCGUGCCCAGCUAAAAACGACCUUGGCUGCCUUUGCUUAGGCCAUCACAGGACACAACACAGCGCCGCACACCGCCCGCCCAAUCUGAUCGUCCGUUGAUGCCUCACCAGUGAUUGAUCCUUGGCUGCGCGUUACUGUGCGCCGUGCGCCAAAAACUAGGGUCCCGCCUAGUCAGGCGCGAAAUCACCUGUUUCCUGUCGGUCGGUCCCUGGAUCGCCUGCCCCCUGGCACCCUGCAUCGCCUCAACAAGUCCACCAUGCCCCUGCACGUGACCCGCGCAACAAGGGUCCGCUGCCCUUCUCCUUGUCCAGGACAAAAUGUUGUCUCCGAGGGGCCUCCUUCUUUUUGCCAAAGCCAACAAGCCCACCACCACCCGGCCGCAGAAGACCGCCGACGACAGCACCGCUGCCACCAUCACCACUACCGCCACAAACCCCACAAACACCCGCGCCAGCUCGGCCCAGCCGCAGCAGCAGCCGCCACAGGUCCAGCAACAUCCGCACCAGCAGAGCCCCUUCGCCCCGUCUCUCGCCGGAUCCCGCCCCUGGGACUCCUCGCCAGCGACCCCGAAGGAUGAAUCCGACUGCACUGACCGUAACACCAGCGGCUGUGGCAGUAAAAUCACCACUGCCACUACUAUCCCCACGUCGCCUGCCGACUCUACAACCUCUCACCACACAAUGACUGUGAGGCCUCGCCCGAGGCUCGGCCCCGGCGCCGGGUCUGUCGUUGUCUCGACUCCCGCAGCCGUCAGUCCCUUGACGAGCCACUGCUCAAGCCCUCCACAGAGCACCACGAGCCCCGUCUGCAUUCCCUCGACCCGCCACCAGCAGCGCGAAGCGAAGAAGCGCUACAACCACCACCAGCAUCAGCACCAACCCGCCGCCCGCCGCGACAACCACAGCCCCGACGUUAUCCCGCCUUCGGUUGCCGCCCUCCUAGCCGUCACGAGCAUCCCUCGCUCCAGGCUCCAGAGGUCCUCGGGCCUGGCUGUGGGAGUCGCCCGCCAACGCGUGCCUCAUGAUGACUCGAUGACCGUUGGUGCCAUCAUGCAGCGCGCGCAGAGGGCCGAGAAAGAGAUCAGCUUGAGCCUAUCGGGCGAUCCUAUGGGCCUCCUGCUCGGCACCUCGGACAAGGGCCAGGACUCGGACUCUGCCCCUUUCGCCACCGACUUCGACGACGACGCCUCGUCGGUUGCUGGGAGCACCCACAGCACCAACCUGUCUGGCCACACCGUUUCGGUCGAAUCCUUCCUAUCACUCGGCGACUCGUUUGCCUCCCUCAGCAGCCAGUCCCAAAUCGCCUCCCCACGCACUCCCGCCACACCCCCAUCGCCUUAUACACCAUCGUGCCGCUCCACCUCGUCUCGCCGGAGGAGCUCUCAUGGCCCGUUGCGUCGCCGGCUCGAGCCGGUCUCGCCGCCCUCCGGGAGUGCCGCCUCCGACGACCACCCUCUAGCCGCAAAGUGCCCCGCCGUGUCAGUCGCCCCUGUUGACGAACUCGAUUUCCGCGUCUUCGGCUCCUCGCCCGCUCCCUCGGGCGAGUGGCGAGGCUUCGACAUGGCCUUGCCCUUGCAACCGCUCAAGUCGGCUUUCAAGAGCAACCUCACAGCUUCUCUCCGGGCGCUGAAAAACGCGGCCCGCUCCAUCUCGACACUUGGGCAGGCCUCAAUCCCGCCCGAGGACUUCCUGACUCGGUCGAUACUGACUAUCGACCCGCGUGUACCCUUCACCGACGAGCGCAGGCCGCCACAGCUCGACGAAGAGCCCAGCGCUGCCCUCCGCCGAUACCUCAACCCGAUCACAAGUGCACGUAUAGAGUCGCGCCCGCCCUCAGCACCCCCCGCUGCCCGCUCGUCCUUCACCGCAUCGAUCCAGAUGCAGACCUACAAAGUACGACGCGUUCGGCCCAGUGCUGAUACAGCUUCGCCGGCCGGAAUUCCUCACCCCAGCCCGCAACUUGGCCAGCCUCCUGUGCAAGAUUCGACCGAGGGAGCCGCGGGCCCGGAGGCCCCGACCGAUGCCGUACCACCUGGCUCAUCGGACUCUGCCUCGGCCGCCCCAACAGCCCCGUUGGCCAUUCCGGGCCGCCAACGUGAGAUGCGCGAAAACUCGGACUUCAUCCGCAUUGCCGUCAUGGAGAUGGCCAUGCGAAAGAGGGGGAAGCUGGAUGACCAGCGGCCUGGUCGGGCACGAUGGGCGCUGCCUGCGCGAAGGACCAGCACCACACCAUACCAAGUUGGACCGGAUGGUGUUCCCGUCAGAUGGGUUGCCAUUGCUGCUAUGUGACGGGUCGGGAUAAAUCUGCAUAUCAUGCCACACGGCAUCUUGCAUUGUUUUUUGCCAUCUUCUUUCUCUUUCUCUUAUCGUUAUCGGUGUCAAACAGCAUUUAUCAGCAUUUUGGAUUUUGUUUUCUAGGGUUUGUGUAUUUGCGUCAUGUUAGCGGAAUGGCGAACUGGGAACCCAAUAUCAUGCUCUGCAGCAGAUGUCCUUGAGAUUUGGCGUUUUACUACUUUUUUUUCUGUCUCCUGGGCUCGCCUCACGCCUGCUAGAAUUGUAAUUGCAUUUUCUUGGAAAAGUCUUGUGGCCGCUCAUCUACCCCAUAUCUGCCGUACAUGCCCAGAAGUACCGGUCUUGCCGGCCUUUAGGGUCUAGCUGGACUAGCCAUCACUCCACAAGUGCAUGGGGGCUGGGUUGGGGUCGACAAGAUUUUUUUCUUUUUCUUUUAUGGGUUCAGGUGGCACCCGGAUGGACCCGAUAUCCCUGCUCUAUCCCUGCUCUGAUGCGCACCGAGGAAAAGAAGAGAAGAAAAAAGACAGGAAGAAGGAUCAACCGAUAUCGGCCCUGCCGUUAUGUGUGCGUCAUGCUUUAGCUUGAUUGCGAUGUGGCCGGGCCGCUCCGUCUUACGACACGCCAUGGCCAGCACACAUGCGUCCGGCACCCAUGCGUGACCGAGUUGGCUUGCACCGACCGACCUGGGGUUGGCGUGGAUCUUAGGAACCUGAGACAGUAUCGGGACUAAGCCGAGUCACAGACGGGUUUGCUUCCCUCCCCAGACCUCGGCUUGGGCAGGCCGAGCCGGCCGAGUUGGAAUAAAAAAAAAGGGGG